AUGACGCAGGCUUCCGGACAUGAUGCGCCAUCAUACAACCCAGAAAAAUCAUCAAAAAAGCAGGGUGCUGACUCUGAUCGAGUCGCCCAUGAAAGAGCAGCGGAAUCGCAACCACCAACCAAAAAGAAACAAGCGACUCGGCGCAAGGUGAACAUGGCUUGCAUUUACUGCCGUCGGAGUCAUAUGACUUGCGAUGAGAACCGACCUUGCCAACGCUGCAUAAAGCGCGAUAUCGGACACUUGUGCCGGAACGAGGCCACGCCCCAGAAUGGUAACGGUGCAAGAAACCGCGCUGGACGGAAGCAGGCCGAGACAUCAUCCCCUAACACGAUGAUAUCACCGUAUGCUCUUGUCAACAUGGGCCAGAUGCCACCAGCACACCGCGAUAUUCUUCCAACAUUAGAACUGGAGCGGCCGCCCGUGGCAGGACCAAGCAUUAUGACACUUGAUCACGAGUUGAAUCCACCAUCGCAUGCAUCGGCGUCACUCCCUCAAGACACUUUGCCAGCACCGCCACUCGAAAGUAGCAAUAGUUUUGAUGGUGGCUUGUCCUCCUUUGACAUGAACUUAGGUGGCUCGUCCGCAGGGGUUUCCCACAUAUCCUCACAGAAACCUAAGCGCAAUGGCCCCGACUCGUCAAUGCCUUUGUUGCAUCAACUCAAGACCUUUACAUCGUCGGCUCCCAGCAGUACCGCAGGCGUUCAUGCCGAUGCUUUCACAGACCCUGUACCGUCGCACUCUGUAUAUGGGAGUGGCACGUCUUUGGCGGCACGCAUCACGCCAACAAAGCCAGAUGCCGGGAAGACCGCAGAUAUGCAUGGAUCACAGCUGGGUGGUACAGCUUGGCUAGGUCUCGGUGGCUCGUCGCAACACACAGGCGAUGCAGGCGGAGGCGGCGAGUUGGAUAUUUUGCAUGAUUUUCUUAGUUCAAUCGACGAUGGCAGCGGCGCGAUGGCACCGUCGAACGAACUUGUACAUCUGCCUCUGAAACCUGAUGUACCUCCAACAAUGCAGACCACCUUGCUCUCACGCGAUGGAUCAGGUGCUUUGGAUCCUCCAAAUAGCUCUACGCUACCGUCUUCCACUACAUUUAGUCCCCAGGACAAGAUGGAGCUUAUUGCAGGAUCUCCGCCAAGGAGUACAAGUUCCGUGCCUCUACCGUCGCUGGCGCAAGGCUACCCGUUUCAGCGACAGCAGCUGCAGCGUCGAAAUUCAUUUGAAGCAGCUGAUCAAAAAAGAAACGACAUACACCCGUCAGAUGCGACACUGCAUUCUUCUGACAGCAUGUCAAGCUCAACUCCGAAUCUGUCAGCUGCCAUGGGCGGAGAAAACCGGUCUGAUAUUGAUUCAACAUCGUAUCAUUUCCACUCGCCAUCCAAAGCUGCGUCCAAGACCGAACAGUUCUUGUUAACUGCUGCUGAUCAGAAAGAUGGAAGUCGUGACGAGCGUCUGCAACAGGUAAUCCGGGCCAAAUGGGAGGCAGGUCUGCUGCGUCCAUUCAACCAUGUGAAAGGUUAUGCGCGAUUGAAUCAGUGGAUGGAAAACAACGUAUCUCCUUCAUCUCGGCGGCGAAUCCUGAAACCGCUUUCCGUGUUCAAGCCUGUCUUUAUCACACUGUCGAAAAGUUUAACGAAUUUCGACUUGAUUUGUGUGGAAGAGGCAUUUGAGCGGCUCUUGCUCGACUAUGACCGCGUCUUUUCGAUUCAAGGUAUCCCUGCAUGUUUAUGGCGUCGAACAGGCGAAAUCUACAAGGGUAAUAAAGAAUUUGCCGAACUGGUCGGUAUGCCUAUCGAGUCGUUACGCGAUGGACGACUAUGCAUAUACGAGCUCAUGACAGAAGAAAGUGCAGUGAACUACUGGGAAAAGUAUGGCUCUGUCUGCUUCGACUCGAGUCAGAAGGCGGUGUUGACGAUGUGCACAUUGUUAACGCGGAACAAGAGUCUGAGACAAGCCAAUCAUCAAACCAGCUCGCCUUCUGAUGAAAAUGAACCCUCGCCUCAUACAACUGAUACUGACAGCUCAUACACGCAAGCAUCGUCUGGUAGAACGAUCUCGCGUCCACCAGCACACAUAUUAUGCUGCUUCAGCUUUACGAUUCGCCGCGACAGGUGGAAUGUACGUGUGCUUCUAGUGAUGAAAUUAGCGACUUUUGACAUACUGACACGCUUUGCGCACUGGUUUUCGCUACCUUGA
Malassezia globosa CBS 7966 is the source of this 2193-nucleotide messenger RNA. RefSeq lists its product as uncharacterized. The record is from RefSeq and is a predicted model, not a curated record. The transcript has a single exon. Gene Ontology annotation, biological process: regulation of DNA-templated transcription. Gene Ontology annotation, molecular function: DNA-binding transcription factor activity, RNA polymerase II-specific; RNA polymerase II transcription regulatory region sequence-specific DNA binding; zinc ion binding. The coding region runs from base 1 to 2193 and encodes 730 amino acids. Gene Ontology annotation, cellular component: nucleus. NCBI's taxonomy places the organism in Eukaryota, Fungi, Basidiomycota, Malasseziomycetes, Malasseziales, Malasseziaceae.